AUGCUUGUUAUAUUCAUGCUACUCUUUUUCUUCUUUCACAUGACCUAUGCAGUUGAUACCAUUACCCAGUUUCAGUCACUUCCUGAUAACGGAAGCACCUUGGUUUCUAAGGAUGGAACCUUUGAGUUGGGUUUCUUCAAUCCUGGUAGUUCCUCAAACCGCUAUGUUGGAAUAUGGUACAAAAAUAUCCCAGUUAGAACUGUUGUUUGGGUUGCUAACCGUGACAACCCUAUCAAAGACAACUCUAGCCAGUUAAUCAUAAGCAAAGAAGGAAACCUUGUGCUUCUAAGCCAGAAUCAGACUCUUCUUUGGUCAACAAACUCAACAACAGAGGCUUUGAGUCCCAUUGUGCAACUCUUAGACACUGGUAAUUUAGUACUUCGAGAUGAGAAGGACAACAACAAUGAAACAAGUUUUCUGUGGCAGAGCUUUGACCAUCCUUGUGAUACAAUAUUACCAGGAAUGAAGAUUGGUUGGGACCUGAAAACUGGUCUCAAUCGGCGUCUUACUGCUUGGAAAAAUUGGGAUGACCCCUCUUCAGGAGACUUUACUUCAAGUAUGGUGCUUGGUGGCAAUACUGAAAUGGUAGUGUGGAAGGGUUCGGAUGAGUACUACAGAACUGGUCCAAUGAAUGGUCUUAUGUCAAGUGGAAUAUUCGGAUUGAAAGCUAAUCCACUUUACGAUUACAAAUUUGUCAAAAAUGAAGAUGAAGUGUAUUACAUAUUCACACUCAAGAAUAGUUCUGUGAUUUCUAUAAUUGUUUUGAACCAAACACUUUAUCUUCGUCAACGCCUCAUAUGGAUUCCUGACACCAGAACUUGGAGAGUUUAUCAAUCCUUGCCACAAGACAGUUGUGAUAUUUAUAAUACUUGCGGCCCAAAUGGAAAUUGUAUAAUUUCUGGAUCACCAAUUUGCCAAUGCUUCGAAGGAUUCGAGCCAAAAUCACCCCAACAAUGGAAUGCAAUUGAUUGGACACAAGGAUGCGUGCGCAGCAAGCCGUGGAGCUGCGGGGUAAAAAAUGAAGAUGGUUUUCAGAGAUUUACUGGAAUGAAAGUGCCAAAUACUACAUAUUCUUGGGUUAAUGAAAGUAUGACACUUAAUGAAUGCGAGGCCAAAUGCUUGGAAAACUGUUCCUGCACAGCUUAUGCAAACACUGACACAAGUGGAGAGGGUAGUGGUUGUUCCAUCUGGUUUGGUGAUCUUAUUGAUUUGAGAGUUUCACAAAGUGGGCAAGAUCUAUAUGUUCGAAUGGCAGUUUCAGUUACGGAUGCUAAAAAUGGGCAUAAGAAAAAAGUAGCGUUGGUGGUUACGUUCACUGUUUUAUUUGUCCUUGUUAUGCUAUUGGGGUUCUCCUACAGAUACAUUACCAAAACAAAGUAUAGAGAUGAAACAGAGAAAACCAUGCUGACAGAAGAGAAACAUGAACGUGGACAAGAAGAUUUGGAGCUUCCUUUAUUUGAUCUUGCCACAAUAGUUAAUGCCACGGAUAACUUCUCAACUGACAACAAGCUCGGGGAAGGUGGUUUUGGGCCUGUAUACAAGGGUACAUUGGUAGACGGACAAGAAAUUGCUGUCAAAAGGCUUUCGAGGAGUUCUGGACAAGGAUCGGAAGAAUUUAAAAAUGAAGUUAUAUUGUGUGCCAAACUUCAGCAUAGAAAUCUUGUAAAGGUUCUUGGUUGUUGCAUUGAAGGAGAUGAGAAAAUGCUAGUUUAUGAAUACAUGCCCAACAGAAGCCUCGAUUUAUUUCUUUUCGAUUCAGCUCAAAGUAAGCUUCUAAAUUGGUCCAAGCGCUUUAACAUCUUGAAUGCAAUUGCUCGGGGGAUUCUUUAUCUUCAUCAAGAUUCUAGAUUAAGAAUCAUACACAGAGAUUUAAAAGUAAGUAAUAUUUUAUUAGACCAUGACAUGAAUGCCAAAAUUUCCGAUUUUGGCAUGGCCAGAAUGUUUGGAGGGGAUCAAAUUGAAGGGAAUACAAAAAGAAUAGUUGGGACAUACGGUUAUAUGGCACCUGAAUAUGCCAUUGAUGGAUUAUUCUCCAUAAAAUCCGAUGUAUUCAGCUUUGGCGUAUUAUUGCUAGAAAUUGUAAGCGGAAAGAAAAACAGAGCACUUACCUACCAUGACGAUGAUUAUAACCUUAUUGGGCAUGCAUGGAGAUUAUGGAAAGACGGCAUUCCAGAACAAUUGAUUGAUGAUUGUUUGAGAGAUUCGUAUAUUCUAUCUGAAGUUUUUCGCUGCAUUCAAAUUGGUCUUUUAUGUCUGCAACAUCAUCCUGACGAUAGGCCAAACAUGACAUCUGUGAUUGUGAUGUUGAGUAGUGUAAAUGCUUUACCUCAACCAAACGAACCUGGCUUCUUAAUUAAAAAGGCCUCAAGUGAAGGGGAACAUUCUUCUUCGGUCAAUGGAGUAACUAUCUCAUUACUAAAUGCUAGAUAG
Molecule: messenger RNA, 2430 nt
Organism: Gastrolobium bilobum
Lineage: Eukaryota; Viridiplantae; Streptophyta; Magnoliopsida; Fabales; Fabaceae
Product: G-type lectin S-receptor-like serine/threonine-protein kinase At4g27290
Exons: 7
Coding region: 1-2430 (809 amino acids)
Biological process (GO): protein phosphorylation; recognition of pollen
Molecular function (GO): ATP binding; protein serine/threonine kinase activity
Source: RefSeq, a predicted model, not a curated record